Messenger RNA from Fulvia fulva, 1860 nucleotides. RefSeq lists its product as uncharacterized. NCBI's taxonomy places the organism in Eukaryota, Fungi, Ascomycota, Dothideomycetes, Mycosphaerellales, Mycosphaerellaceae. The record is from RefSeq and is a predicted model, not a curated record. The transcript has 3 exons. Bases 1 to 1860 code for a protein of 619 amino acids.
AUGGCCUACAACUCCAGUCUCUCUUUACCUGACUGUGCCAGCAUCACAGCUUCCACACCGUGCGCGCCGUGCUUCUUUGGCGGAAGGACAUCACUCCUCUCGUUCCCGUACACUCUCACAAGCACGGUGACAGUGACAGUGUAUCCCGUCUACACAGGCUAUCCGGGCAGCAGUACCUUCGUCUCGUACGAAACAGACUCGAUCACAGUGACAUUGUCUGAGGAUGGCAAGCCUAUACCGACCUUUGGCGCGGACUUGACGUGGGAGGUCGAUGGCGUGACACUCACAUCAGGCACGACCUAUGCAUCAUUCGCGAACUUCUCCGGGGCAGCCCCAGCGCAUACAAUCGCUCCAUACAACAGACGAGAUGCAGUUGUCAAGACAUCGACGAGCCGUGUCCUGCCGUACCAAUAUUAUCCGAGCACAGCACCUUCGGCAGGAAGCAGGCCAGGAAGCUUCAGCAACAAGACUUGUAUCGGCGUGACAGAUACCAAAAGUAUAACGCUGCCUGCUACAGUCGACCCCUCAUCCUUCAUAAUACCUAUUACGACAACCUCAGGAGCCGAAUCCCAGCUCACUUACGGUGUGCUUCCGUCCCAAGUCAUACAGUACCUCGAUGGCCUCAGCACAGUCCGCGAGCAAAUGAACGGCAGCACGCUCGAGACGUGCUCGCCAACGACAUAUCCGUCGGCGUCGCCUAUUGUUUGUACAUAUGUCACAACAAUUUCAUCACAAACCUCCUCCGCAACCUCAUCCUGCGCCACGACCACCAGGAACGGAACUCAGACGUCAAUGUGCACAGUCCCGGUGUAUAACCCGCCCCCAGGGCCCUAUCCGCCAAAAUCGCAGAAUCCAUCGACUGCGACGGUUACUGCGACACAGAAACCCCCUGUUCCGCCUCCUGCGCCGUAUUCGUCGUCGGUGGUCAGUAAAACUUCUGGACUUUCUAUUUUGACGGAGACGGGAACGAAUCGAUUGAGGUUGCCGACUGCCGGGGGAGGGCCUCCUUCGAGGGAGACGCAGGGGGAGAGUGUGGUUAAUCCUCCGGUCACGAAGCCGCCGUAUUCUGGGCCGACGGGAGGGGUGUCGCCGCCGGAUAGUGGACAUCCAAAGCCUGGAGAUGGACCUUCCCACGAUGAGCAGCCACAUGGUCAUGAUGGUGGACAAGGGACGCAGCCGGGGAAUGCGCCUCAUCAUAAUGAUCAGCCAUCUGAUGAUGGUGGUGGACAGAACUCACAGCCCGGUAAUGAGCCGCCGUCCAACAAUCAGCAUCCUGGUGAUCAAGGCGACACGCCAGUGAACGGCGCCACGAUACACUAUGGAACCUCGCCCUUCGAUCAAAACCCGCACGGCACCGCAAACACCUACAUCCCGCCCCUCAUCACGACUCAAGGCACGACGUACACCCCCAAACCAAUAAUCUACACAUCAUCAGGGAGAACAAUGACAUACUACGCCGCCCCAGCCAUCGCCACCAUCUCUGGCACGGCAGUGACCUACCACCCAAACCUCUACAUCGCCACCGAGAAUGGUGUGGCAGUAACAUAUUACCCUCCCGCCGCUGUGGAUUCAACCUCACGAAGGCCGCCCUCAUACCUCCCCAUCACGAUCCCGCCGACAGAGCAGGGCUGUACAGCAACAGUUACGGUGACAUAUUCACCCGUGAUGGCGGGGAACCUGACAGAAACAGGCACGAGAGGAGUGGGCGAUUAUAUCAAUACAGGCAUCGAUUCGGGAAAUGCUGGCGUUAGUUCGACAGCACCACCGCGGCAGACGAAUGCUGCGAGUAAGGACGAGGGAAUCAGUUGGGAGUUGGUGUUUUGGGCGGUGACGAGUGUUUUGGCGGGAUUGCAUUGGUGA